This is a messenger RNA of Drosophila yakuba, 4220 nucleotides long. It is a transcript of the gene Sf3b1, whose product is annotated as splicing factor 3B subunit 1. The record is from RefSeq and is a predicted model, not a curated record. Gene Ontology annotation, biological process: spliceosomal complex assembly. NCBI's taxonomy places the organism in Eukaryota, Metazoa, Arthropoda, Insecta, Diptera, Drosophilidae. Gene Ontology annotation, molecular function: mRNA binding. Gene Ontology annotation, cellular component: U2 snRNP; catalytic step 2 spliceosome; U2-type prespliceosome. Bases 129 to 4151 code for a protein of 1340 amino acids. The transcript is spliced from 3 exons.
UCGAUAACACACUGGUCGAUAUGAUGUAAAUGAUAUUAUAUACUCGACCACACUGGUACCAGGUUCAAUGAUCUGGUAACACUGGUUUUACAUGUACGCUGUCUUCUCUUGGUAAAGUUUUUAUAAAAAUGGAAAAUAUACCGCGAACACAUGAAGAUAUCGAGGCACAGAUCAGCGUGAUCCAGGAGAAGAAGACGGAGCUGGCCAAGACCACAGCCGCGGCAGCCGGCGUGGGAUUGUUGGACAGUGGAGGAUUCUUCGACACCGACUUGUACGACGACGAUGCCGCCAAGGGGAAGGGGCGCUACGAGGGGUACAACACCUCCAUUGCAGCCAACGAUGCGGAGGAGGUGGAUGAGGAUGAGGACGACGGCUUCCCUGUGUCCCAGAAACGAACCACUUACACGGCGCCAGCUUCUGUGCUGAAGGAUGUAACCCAGGGAAAGGAGGAUGUGGAUCCCAUGGCAGACCGCAGGCGUCCUACGAUUGCCGAUAGGGAGGACGAGUACAGGCAGAAGAGACGUCGCAUUAUCAUCUCCCCAGAGCGAGCGGAUCCCUUUGCCGAGGGCGGAAAAACCCCUGAUGUGGGCUCCCGCACCUACACGGACAUCAUGCGGGAGCAGAUGCUGAAGGGCGAGGAAUCUGAGCUCCGCCGAAGAAUCCUGGAGAAAACCAAGGAGGGCACUCUGGUGAAGACCGCUACAUCAUCGUCAGCUUCUAAUGGGGACUUGGCUGCCCCAAAGGACGGCGGCAGAAAGCGAGGCAGAUGGGACCAGACGGUCAGCGACAGCUUUAUUCCGGCCAAGGUGGCUACACCAAGCAGCGCAGCUACCCCCACUUGGGAAGAUAAAACUCCUGGAGACCACCGUUGGGAUGAGACUCCGGGUCACAAGGGCAGCGAGACGCCAGGAGCAACUCCGGGACUGGGCACCCGCAUCUGGGACGCCACACCGGCCCACGCUAUGACCCCAGGACACGAGACGCCUGGACACGAGAAGUCGGCCCGCCGGAAUCGCUGGGACGAAACCCCAAAAACGGAGCGUGAGACUCCCGGACACAGCGGAUGGGCCGAGACUCCAAAGCCAGAUCGCACAGGCAGCGGAGCCGGCGUGGAAAGCAUAUCAAUCGAGUCCACCCCUGGUGCCUCCAAACGUCGCUCUCGCUGGGAUGAAACACCCUCGAACGCCACGCCUGCUAUAACGCCCACAAAUGCUAGUGCCAUGACUCCAAACAUGACCCCCAGUAUGACGCCACAUGCGACUCCGGGACAUGCUACACCUAUGCUGACGCCCGGAGGCAGUACUCCUAUCGGAGUCAAGGCAAUGGCCAUGGCCACGCCCUCUGCGGGAGCCCUGGCUGCCAUGACGCCCGAGCAAUUGCAAGCCUAUCGCUGGGAGAAGGAGAUCGACGAGAGAAACAGGCCUUACACAGACGAAGAACUGGACCAAAUCUUUCCGCCUGGUUACAAAAUUCUACCUCCACCAGCUGGAUAUGUUCCACUGCGCACUCCGGGCAGGAAGCUAAUGGCCACACCUACGCCGAUUGCUGGCACUCCAGCCGGUUUCUUUAUUCAGGUGGAAGAUAAGAAUGCCAAAUUCAUGGAUAACCAACCAAAGGGUCAAAAUCUACCCUUCAUGAAACCCGAGGAUGCGCAAUAUUUUGACAAACUCCUUGUAGACGUAAACGAAGAUUCUUUGUCGCCUGAGGAACUUAAGGAGCGCAAGAUUAUGAAGCUACUGCUGACAAUCAAGAACGGUUCGCCGCCAAUGAGGAAGUCGGCCUUGAGGCAGAUUACGGACAAAGCAAGGGAGUUCGGAGCAGGACCUUUGUUUAACCAGAUUCUUCCUUUGCUUAUGUCGCCCACAUUGGAGGAUCAAGAGCGUCAUUUACUAGUGAAGGUAAUUGACCGUGUUUUGUACAAACUGGACGAUUUGGUGCGACCCUAUGUGCACAAGAUUUUGGUGGUCAUAGAACCGCUGCUGAUUGAUGAAGAUCACUAUGCCCGCAUAGAAGGCAGAGAAAUCAUUUCCAAUCUGGCCAAGGCCGCUGGUUUGGCCACCAUGAUCUCCACUAUGAGACCCGAUAUUGACAACAUCGAUGAGUAUGUCCGAAACACCACAGCGCGUGCCUUUGCCGUUGUCGCCUCAGCUUUGGGAAUUCCCUCCUUACUGCCCUUUUUAAAAGCCGUGUGCAAGUCGAAGAAAUCCUGGCAAGCGCGCCACACAGGCAUCAAAAUCGUCCAGCAGAUUGCUAUCCUAAUGGGAUGUGCUAUUUUGCCGCAUCUUAAAGCUCUGGUGGAGAUUAUCGAGCACGGUUUAGUGGACGAGCAGCAGAAGGUACGCACAAUUACAGCCUUGGCUAUUGCUGCUUUGGCAGAGGCCGCCACUCCGUACGGCAUUGAGUCCUUUGAUUCCGUGCUGAAGCCACUUUGGAAGGGUAUUCGCACCCAUCGCGGAAAAGGUCUGGCCGCCUUCCUCAAAGCUAUUGGCUAUUUGAUUCCCCUGAUGGACGCCGAGUACGCUAAUUACUACACUCGAGAAGUGAUGUUGAUUCUUAUCCGUGAGUUCCAGUCUCCAGAUGAGGAAAUGAAAAAGAUUGUAUUAAAGGUGGUGAAGCAAUGUUGUGCCACCGAUGGUGUGGAGCCGCAGUACAUCAAAGAGGAGAUUCUUCCGCACUUUUUCAAGUUCUUUUGGAAUCAUCGCAUGGCGCUGGACAGGCGCAACUACCGCCAGCUGGUGGACACAACCGUGGAGAUUGCCAACAAGGUGGGCGCCUCUGAGAUCAUUAAUCGUGUGGUGGAUGACCUAAAGGACGAGAACGAACAGUACAGGAAAAUGGUGAUGGAAACAGUGGAGAAGAUCAUGGGCAACCUAGGAGCAGCAGACAUUGAUUCGCGCUUGGAGGAGCAGCUCAUCGAUGGUAUUCUGUACGCCUUCCAGGAGCAGACCACCGAGGAUGUGGUGAUGCUGAAUGGUUUUGGCACCAUCGUGAAUCAGCUGGGCAAGCGAGUCAAACCCUAUUUGCCCCAGAUUUGUGGAACGAUUCUCUGGCGGUUAAACAACAAAUCCGCGAAAGUUCGUCAGCAAGCGGCGGAUCUGAUAUCGAGGAUAGCGGUAGUGAUGAAAACGUGCCAGGAGGAGAAGCUAAUGGGUCACUUGGGCGUUGUGCUUUACGAAUACUUGGGUGAGGAGUAUCCCGAAGUACUGGGUAGCAUCCUGGGAGCCCUGAAAGCCAUCGUAAACGUGAUUGGCAUGACAAAGAUGACACCGCCUAUCAAGGACUUGCUGCCCCGACUUACGCCCAUCCUGAAGAAUCGUCACGAGAAAGUGCAAGAGAACUGUAUUGACCUGGUGGGACGAAUUGCAGAUCGAGGACCUGAGUAUGUGUCUGCUCGCGAGUGGAUGCGAAUUUGUUUCGAGCUGCUGGAGUUGCUGAAGGCCCACAAGAAGGCUAUUAGGAGAGCCACAGUAAACACCUUUGGCUACAUUGCCAAGGCCAUUGGUCCCCACGACGUGCUCGCUACACUUCUGAAUAAUCUCAAGGUUCAGGAGCGACAGAACCGCGUGUGCACCACAGUGGCCAUUGCUAUCGUGGCCGAGUCUUGUCGGCCUUUUACCGUGCUCCCUGCGUUGAUGAACGAGUACCGAGUGCCCGAGCUAAACGUUCAGAAUGGUGUUCUGAAGUCCCUCUCCUUCCUCUUUGAAUACAUCGGAGAAAUGGGCAAGGAUUACAUAUACGCAGUCUGUCCUCUUCUGGAAGAUGCCCUCAUGGACCGAGAUCUUGUCCACAGACAAACCGCCUGCUCUGCCAUAAAGCACAUGUCACUGGGAGUGUAUGGUUUCGGCUGCGAGGAUGCUUUGACGCACCUUCUCAACUACGUGUGGCCCAAUAUUUUUGAGACUUCCCCCCAUCUUGUGCAAGCCUUCAUGGAUUCCGUGGACGGGUUAAGGGUAUCUCUGGGACCCAUUAAAAUCCUGCAAUAUACGCUACAGGGACUUUUCCAUCCCGCCCGCAAAGUGAGAGACGUUUACUGGAAGAUCUACAAUUCGCUGUACAUUGGAGGUCAGGAUGCUCUGAUUGCCGGCUAUCCGCGGAUUACUAAUGAUCCCAAGAACCAGUACGAGCGGUACGAACUGGAUUACACGCUAUAAAUUGUAAUAGCUUAUCUGCUAGUAGUAGGAUUCUCUAAGAUACCAAUAUAUAAAUCCAAACUAUUCAAA